Vanrija pseudolonga is the source of this 1680-nucleotide messenger RNA. RefSeq names its product Ammonium transporter 1. Gene Ontology annotation, biological process: ammonium transmembrane transport. The coding region runs from base 1 to 1680 and encodes 559 amino acids. The record is from RefSeq and is a predicted model, not a curated record. Gene Ontology annotation, cellular component: plasma membrane. The transcript is spliced from 4 exons. Gene Ontology annotation, molecular function: ammonium channel activity. Lineage: Eukaryota; Fungi; Basidiomycota; Tremellomycetes; Trichosporonales; Trichosporonaceae.
AUGGUCAACCUCACCUACGGCAUCCUGAUACCCAACCCAGAUGGGACAUAUACCAUGGACAUCAAGGGCACAGACAUCAUCUCGACACUCAAGGGCGAGACUUCGGUCUAUGACCCAGGAGACAUUGCGUGGGUCUUGACAUGCGCUGCCUUGAUUAUUCUCAUGCUUCCCGGACUUGGUUACCUCUACUCUGGUCUCUCAAGAAGGAAGAAUGCACUGCAGCUCCUCUUCCUGUCCAUGGUGUCGCUCGCCAUUGUCUCGUUCCAGUGGUUCUUUAUCGGAUACUCGCUCGUGUUUAGCGAGACGGGAGGCAAGUUCUUUGGUGACGGUCGCAAUGUCGGCUUCCGUCGUGUUCUCGAGCGCCCCAUUCCCGAGUCCAACGGCCGCCUCCCUGAGAUUGUCUUUGCCACCUACCAGAUGAUGUUCGCCAACCUCGUGCCCGCAGUGCUUCUCGGUGCCGCGGCUGAGCGCUCUCGCACCUUGCCCGCCAUGAUCUUCAUCUUCUGCUGGACCACUCUUGUGUACGACAUGCUUGCCCACUGGAUCUGGAGUGUCAACGGCUGGGCCAACACCUGGGGUGUCCUCGACUACGCCGGUGGCGUUCCCGUCGAGAUCGCUUCGGGUGUCGGCGGCCUUGCCUACUCGUACUUUAUCGGAAAGCGUCGCGGUUACGGUACCGAGCGCGUCAUGUUCAAGCCUUCCAACGUGUCGUCGAUUACUCUUGGUACCGUCCUUCUUUGGGUCGGCUGGAUGGGCUUCAACGGCGGCUCGUGCUUUGCUGCUUCGCUCAAGGCCGCCAUGGCCGUCUUUGUGACCAACCUUGCUGGUGCGGUCGGUGCCAUCACCUGGCUCAUUAUGGACUUCCGUCUUGAGCGCAAGUGGUCCAUGGUUGGUUUCUGCACCGGUGCCAUUGCCGGCCUGGUCGCCAUCACCCCCGCCGCUGGAUACGUCGGUGCCCCCGCUGGCGCCCUCAUUGGCCUCGUUUCCGCCGUUGUUUCCAACUUGGCGACCCGCCUCAAGGCCUCGAUGCGCGUCGACGACCCGAUGGAUAUCUUCGCUGUCCACGCCCUUGCCGGUGUUGUCGGCUGCCUCAUGACUGGUAUCUUUGCCCAGUCGUCCGUCGCCGCCAACGACGGCUUCUCGGUGAUUGACGGUGGAUGGCUCAACGGUCACUGGGUCCAGUUUGCCAAGCAGCUUGCCUGGGUUGCUGUUGGUUUCGCCUGGACGUUUGUGGUCACCAUCCUCAUCAUGUUCUUCAUCAACCUCAUCCCCGGCUGCAAGUUCCGCGCGUCCGAGGAGGCCGAGAUUGUCGGUAUGGACGAGGUCGAGCACGACGAGUACAUUGCCGACUACGCCUUCUUCCGCCGUGACCUCGAGGGCAACGGACCCAUGCGCCCCGAGCACUGGAUCGUCCACGAGGACACCCUUGAGCGCCGCCGCUCGCGCCGCGACCCCAGCGAGGCGCGCGGACGCUCCCGCCAGCCCGCCCGCGACCUGCACGACUUGCACGAGUCGCACGAGGAGACGGGUUCCGAAGCCGGCCCCACCGCCGCUCCCUCAUCCGACUCGAGCACUGCCGAUGAGAAUGAGAAGACGGCUCGGGAUCCUGCCCACGUUGUUGCCGUUCCCGCCAGCAUUGAACACGAGAAGACCGUGUCGCAUCCAGCAUACACCAGCUAG